UAUUGAACAUCAUUUUGUUACUAUAACCCAAAAUUGCCAGCAUCGUCCGUAAGACCUUUCUAGGGAUAAUAUAACAACAUAGCCGAAUCAAAAGAAUUCAAAACUUUGACAAGAAAACCAAGAAAACUAUUGAUAGAUCCAAAUAACAUGUCUUCCAAGAUUAUGCUGAAACCUAAGGGAAAGAACACCAAAAAGGCAGCUGCAUCUGAUGAGGAUGAUGGAGCAGUGGCUGUUGUAGGGAAAUUUGUGAAGGAAUGGGGGACAUGGACUGCAAAGAAAGCUAAGGUUAUUACUCAUUAUGGUUUCAUCCCACUUGUUAUUAUCAUUGGGAUGAAUUCUGAGCCGAAGCCUUCUAUUUCUCAGCUUCUUAGCCCUGUGUAAGCAUAACCAGAUGGGUUAUUUUGGGAGUAAGAUAUUAUUAGUCGAUUUUACUUGAAUACUCAGAUGGGUUUUGCUGUUUUGAUGCUAAUGGGUUGUGAAUCUUGAAAUAAAGAAUUUAACUUUCAUUGGUAAUAUUGUUCAAUCAUGCUUUUAUAGUA
This is a messenger RNA of Lycium barbarum (goji berry), 539 nucleotides long. Its product is annotated as mitochondrial import receptor subunit TOM7-1. The record is from RefSeq and is a predicted model, not a curated record. Gene Ontology annotation, biological process: protein import into mitochondrial matrix. NCBI's taxonomy places the organism in Eukaryota, Viridiplantae, Streptophyta, Magnoliopsida, Solanales, Solanaceae. Gene Ontology annotation, cellular component: mitochondrial outer membrane translocase complex. The coding region runs from base 148 to 381 and encodes 77 amino acids. The transcript has a single exon.